Molecule: messenger RNA, 4142 nt
Organism: Neogale vison (American mink)
Lineage: Eukaryota; Metazoa; Chordata; Mammalia; Carnivora; Mustelidae
Gene: GPR37L1
Product: G protein-coupled receptor 37 like 1
Exons: 2
Coding region: 150-1562 (470 amino acids)
Biological process (GO): positive regulation of MAPK cascade; adenylate cyclase-inhibiting G protein-coupled receptor signaling pathway
Cellular component (GO): signaling receptor complex; plasma membrane
Molecular function (GO): G protein-coupled peptide receptor activity
Source: RefSeq, a predicted model, not a curated record
GAGCAGGCUGGUGAUGCCAGACGCCUGACAGGAGGCGGACCAAGAGGCCAGCUGUCUGUCUCUCUCUCUCUCUCCUCAGUCAGCCCCGCACUUGGGUCCGGCGCCCUCACCUGCUCCUCGGGGGGCAGCUGCCUCCUGCACCUCUGGCCAUGCGGCAGCUAUGGUCGCUGGCCAUCUCUCUCGCCGUGGUACUGGCCGCGGGGCUGAUCAGGGUCUCCGGGGGUGCCAAGGCCCUGGAGCCACAGAACCGGUCCAAGAGAGGCACAGAGGACGAUGAGGCCAAGGGGGUUCAGCAAUAUGUGCCUGAGGAGUGGGCCGAGUACCCCCGGCCCAUGCACCCCGCUGGCCUGCAGCCCACCAAGCCCUUGGUGGCCACCAGCCCCGACCCAGACAAGGAUGGGGGCACGGCAGGCAGCGGCCAGGAGCCCCGGGCCAAUCUGACAGGGAUGCCUGGCCAGAGGCUGCAGAUUCAGAACCCCCUGUACCCGGUAACCGAGAGCUCCUACGGGGCGUACGCCAUCAUGCUCCUGGCCCUGGUGGUGUUCGCCGUGGGCAUCGUGGGAAACCUGUCGGUCAUGUGCGUCGUGUGGCACAGCUACUACCUGAAGAGUGCCUGGAACUCCAUCCUGGCCAGCGUGGCCCUCUGGGAUUUUCUGGUCCUCUUUUUCUGCCUCCCUGUGGUCAUCUUCAAUGAGCUUACCAAGCAGAGGUUGCUGGGUGACGCCUCUUGCAGGGCCGUGCCCUUCAUGGAGGUCACCUCGCUGGGAGUCACCACCUUCAGCCUCUGCGCCCUGGGCAUCGACCGCUUCCACGUAGCCACCAGCACCCUGCCCAAGGUGAGGCCCAUCGAGCGGUGCCAGUCCAUCGUGGCCAAGCUGGCCGUCAUCUGGGUGGGCUCCAUGAUCCUGGCCGUGCCCGAGCUCCUGCUGUGGCAGCUGUCACAGGAGCCCUCCGCCACCGCGGGCACGCUGGACUCGUGCAUCAUGAAGCCGUCGGCCAGCCUGCCCGAGUCGCUCUACUCGCUGGUGAUGACCUACCAGAACGCCCGCAUGUGGUGGUACUUCGGCUGCUACUUCUGCCUGCCCAUCCUCUUCACCGUCACCUGCCAGCUGGUGACGUGGCGGGUGCGGGGCCCUCCGGGGAGGAAGCCCGAGUGCCGGGCCGGCAAACACGAGCAGUGCGAGAGCCAGCUCAGCAGUACCUUGGUGGGCCUGACGGUGGUCUACGCCCUCUGCACGCUCCCCGAGAACGUCUGCAACAUCGUGGUGGCCUACCUGUCCACGGAGCUGACGCGCCAGACCCUGGACCUCCUGGGCCUCAUCAACCAGUUCUCCACCUUCUUCAAGGGAGCCAUCACGCCCGUGCUCCUGCUGUGCCUCUGCAGGCCGCUGGGCCGGGCCUUCCUGGGCUGCUGCUGCUGCUGCUGCGGGCACUGCGACGGCCCGGAGGCCUCAGCCGCCGGCGGCUCGGACAGCAAGCUCAAGACCGAGAUGCCUUCCUCCAUCUACUUCCACAAGCCCAGGGAGUCGCCCCCGCUCCUGCCCCUGGGCACACCUUGCUGAGGCCAGGCUCCAGCUGGGGGGAGGAUGGGAGCAGGGGCACGGAGGGGCGGGGAGGGUGCCCCCCCCCACAGCCUGGGUCUGGUGUUUCUGUCCCCAGAGGUCUUGCUUCUCGGCCGUCUUGCCGACUAGAGGUGGACUUCGUUCCUCUUGCUGGGGUUCGGUUUCAGGUAUGGCAAAGCCCCCUCCCCCAGCAGGAUCUUCCCUGUCACUCUCUGGGGGCUUCCAAACCCUGUUCCAAACCCGCUCGCAGCGGGUGGGUGGUGAUGCUUCCGGGUCCUUAGAACUGCCUAGAAACUCUUAGUCCCCCACCAGCUGGGAGCUAGAACUUCACCUUUCUCUGUCGUGGAAUCUGCUAGACUUUAGUUAGGCCCUCUCUAAGUAGUGUCUCCCUGACACUCAUCCAUCCUAGAAUACAGGACCUUUGGGGGCCAGGCCUACCUGGGUCUUCUCUGGACCAGAUCUCCCUAGUCUUGGACACCUCCUCUCCCUCCUGUCAACCGCCCCUCACCCCCCCACUUCCAGAGGAUUUCUCUCUCCCUCCUCUUCCUCCUUUGACCUAUCCUGGGUUGUGCUGUCCCCACCUCCCUUGGUAGGUCCCCCCCUAUAGCAGGCCCUCCUUCACAAACAAUAAACUAGGUAGAACUAUCCCUGUGCCCACUGGAGUUUCUUGUGCCACACCCUGACAGUGCCCAGAGGCACCUGGCCCUUCUCCAGGACAGGUGGGACCCUAGGGGGAUUCCUCCUGGCCCCUUUGACCUGGCCCCUUUGUCUGGCCUGUGGCUGAUAUCCUCCCCAGCCCUACAGCUUUAUGGCUUUUGAGGGGCAGAGUGGAAGGAGGGCUUGGGAAGUGAAGACCAAGUCUUCAUCCUGACACAAACCCGAGCAUCCUUGGGAAGUCAAAAGGCUGCAAACUUGUCUCUUCUGAAGCCCUGCUCUCUGCUCCUGGCUCUCCACCAAGUCCCCAUUUUAGAGAACCCCGCAGCCCUCCUUCCCUGAGCCCAGGGGGUCCAGCCUCUGACUCUGAGAGCUGCUCUUAUUCAGUUUCUUAGAACAGACUGUUUCGCCUGCAGACGGCCCAGCUGCUUGUUCCCCGUCUGCCCCAACCCCGCCCCCAUCGCACCCCCUUCCUGGCAGCCAGAGCUCCAUCCUGUGCCCCCAGAGGCCCUCCAGGUCCUCCUGCCCGUCCGGCCCCGGGUAUCCCGCUUCUGCCGGGUUCCCCCUCUGGGGCCCUUCCAAACGCCCCCUUAACCCUGUCUGGGCCCAGAGAAGCAGGCCCAAGGUCAACCAGAAGGGGCACCUUGGCCUAAUCACUCCCUGCCUUCUACCUUCUGAGCCCAGCUUCCGUCAGAACCACCCUUCCCAGUGCAAAGCGCCGCUCUGGGUCGCACCAGCAACUUCUGCCUGCCAGAUCUACCUAGAACCUCUGCAGGGGGCCUCGGAAGGGUCCCAGGGACCCAGCAUGAUGAGGGACAGUGGUUGCUGAGGGCACUGGGCCCCAUUCUUCUCUGUCCACCCCACCCACACCCCUUGGCCUCAGCCCAGCCCGGACCCAAGCCUCCUUCCCCCCUCUCUUGGGGAUCUUAAUGGCCUUGUUCUCUCUUCCUGGCACCCACCCCCAGGACGGGUGACGCCAAGAGAGAGGGAGGCCGUUGCUAAGUGAUGAGGCUGCCAUGUGCACACUCUUUGUGCUGGAGAAUGACACCCACCCAUUUCUCAGCAGACCUGUUGCCACAGUGACUGAAGCCCUCAGCUUUGUCUGGAGAAACUUGAGAUGGGUGGGUGGGGGGCAGGCUGGAGAGGGGGCCAGGCUUACGCCACUGAGGUUACCGGGGCCAUCUCCCCCACACCCCCACCUCCCUCUCUGCCCCAGUCCCACCCCCAGUCCUAGCCACUCCAGGAGCUUCCUAUGGGAUGGGGGGGGACAGGGUGAACUGAGGUGAAGUCUGGCACUGGGAGAGGCCUGAGGAUGGAAGCCUGAGGGAAGGGGAGGAGGGGGCGCCUCAGCAUCCUGUUUGUGGAGGCCUUUUCCAUAGAGGGCACCCCCAUACCCCUGCCUCUCCCCGCUUCUGGUUGGCCAGCUCAGAGCUGAAGCGGGGGGAUGGUGUCUCCGAGGCCCUGCCACCACUGCGCCUCCCAGGCCUGCCAACGUGAAUGGCUUGCAAGAUCAGUCAGCAGCCCAGCAGGGCCUUGGGAAAGAGCCACUGUCCCUCCAGCCUGGGCCAGCUGGGGGAACAAUGUGGCAUUUGUUGCUUAGGGGUCCCAGGCUUGGAAUGGGGGGGCAGGUUGGCACAGCAGUGGGCGGUGUAUUUGAGCUAGGAUGCUCAGAGGCAGGGCGGACAUUCUCCCACCCCCUUAGGGCAGGCUUUAGACCAGCUCCCAGCCCCUGAUGCAACCCACCUAGCCUCGCCCCUCAGCUGGGAGUGCAGAGCAGAGAGCACGUGCACUUAGCGGGGAGAGUCACCUCCCUCCGACCAGACUGGACGCGGUUAUGAGCCUCUCAGUUUCCUCAUCUGUAAAACGGGAACAAACCCUCUCUCCCGGAGGACUACAGUCAUUAAAUGGGACAAGAUAUAUAAAGCA